Molecule: messenger RNA, 1218 nt
Organism: Lactuca virosa
Lineage: Eukaryota; Viridiplantae; Streptophyta; Magnoliopsida; Asterales; Asteraceae
Source: the annotation of a GenBank genome assembly
AUGAACAAUUCAUCGCAUUCAAUAUCUCCCAAGAAGGCUCGAGUCCAUGGUCCGGAACAUCAACAAAUCAACCACUCUAUUUUCACUUCCAACAAAUCUAAGCUUAAUGGUAAGGCUUACAAAUUACUUUUAGCAAUUAACUACAUAUGUCUUUUCGUAGGUUCAGUGGCUUCUUCACUCCUCUUGAAAUUUUACUUCAACCACAAAGGAUCCAGCCGAUGGGUCUCUACUUGGGUCCAAUCAGUAGGAUUUCCUCUUCUUCUCCUUCCGAUAUACCUUCCAUAUUAUCUCCACCAUUUUCUGCCUAAAAAUGGUCAAAUUUUGAAUAGACGAAAACCCUUUUCAAGUUUCGAUAUGAAACUUUUGGGAUUAUCAUUCGGGAUAGGGUUAAUGUUGAUGAUUAGUAACCUUUGCUUUUCUUGGGGUAAUUCAUAUCUUCCUCUUUCUACUUCGUCUCUAGUGUUGUCUUCUCAACUCGUGUUUAUUCUUCUUCUUUCGGUCAUUAUUGUGAAGCAAAAGAUCACAUUUUUAAACCUUAAUUGUGUCAUUCUUCUAACGCUGAGUUGUGUGCUCUUGGCACUAAGUUCUAAAGCCGAUCGGCCCGAAGGAUUGACAACUACCAAAUACCUCCUGGGUUUCUUCUCCACCGUUUGCGCAGGGUUGUUGUUCGCGCUCUACCUUCCACUCAUGGAAAAGAUUUACAGUAAGGUGGAUUGUUAUGCAAUGGUGAUGGAAAUGCAGUUCGUAAUGGAGGCAACAGCUACUGCUGUUGCCACAUUAGCAAUGGCGUUGGCUGGAGGUUUUAAAGAGAUGAGACAUGAAAGCAUAACCGUGUUUGAUCUAGGACCCACCAAGUAUUGGGUGAUGAUAUGUUUCAACGUGGUGACGUGGCAGCUGAGUUUUAUGGGUGCAGCCGGGAUGGUGUUUCUAACCACUUCUUUAACCGGAGGGAUAUGCAUGACGGCGUUGAUGGCAAUGAAUGUAGUAGGAGGGGUGGUGGUGUAUGGCGAUGAUUUCAAGGGCCAAAAGGUGGUGUCGACGUUGUUGUGUUUAUGGGGAUUCUGUUCGUAUGUGUACGGGAUGUAUUUGAGGAUGACGCAAGACACGAAAGAAAACAACAGUAGAAGCGGUGAAGAUACCCCACCACUGGGUCUACAACAGGAACAAAAGAAGUCGUUGUUGGAGUUAUCUGAGAUUGUAACGGAAGAUCACCACUAA